This is a messenger RNA of Biomphalaria glabrata, 3594 nucleotides long. Its product is annotated as G-protein coupled receptor 157-like. The record is from RefSeq and is a predicted model, not a curated record. The coding region runs from base 597 to 1754 and encodes 385 amino acids. Gene Ontology annotation, cellular component: plasma membrane. NCBI's taxonomy places the organism in Eukaryota, Metazoa, Mollusca, Gastropoda, Planorbidae. Gene Ontology annotation, biological process: adenylate cyclase-activating G protein-coupled receptor signaling pathway; cell surface receptor signaling pathway. Gene Ontology annotation, molecular function: G protein-coupled receptor activity. The transcript is spliced from 5 exons.
UUGUGGUAUUCAACGGAACACCACAAAAGAAUAACUCAUAUCUUAUAUAUAAUAAAUUGAAAUCAUUAAAAAUAAGAACACACAGUAUAUACCAAAUUAAAUACAUACUAGACCAAGAGAAUCAGAACAAAGAGGCAGACAGAAAGAGAUAGAUAGAGAGAGAAGAAAUAGCGAGACACAGUAUUUAAAAUGUGCACUAUAUAAGAAUAAUGAGAUCAUAUGAAGAUCGACAAAAAGAAAUGACAGAUACUGCUUACCAAGGGACAUGCAUCACUCCAACGGAUCAGGCGUAGCCAGCAUGCUGAUACAAGAAAAUCACCCGCAGUAAAAUAUUUUUCUUGCUAGAACCAAGGAAGUGCCUGAUUGUGGUUCCCAGUUCCUGAUUGUGGUUCCCAAGUUCUCGAUUGUUCUUUUCUUACUUCGAUUUGUUUCGACCAGGAGAAAAUGAACUCCACUGUCUUAAUUUACUUCGACCAAAGAACCGUUCCAUUGUUUCACUUCUGUCAUAAAACAGUGCCGAUAGCCAAUAGGUGGAUAUUUGUUUUAGUCGUUUUCUAAAGGAGUAUUUUAUAGGAAUAUUGUACUUAAAAAAAUGUAUGACUAAAACCACAGUGACUUCCCUUGACAAGAUGAAUACAACAAUGUAUAUUCUGUAUGAGACCCUCAAUGUAAGUCAGACGCUAGUAACCAGUCUGGUGGUCAGCACUGAUGCCAGUGUGAUAGAAAUGACCAAACAGUUAGACCGGAAUGGAACGAGAGUCCACAUGUCAUUACUGGACAUCGCUUACGUCACAGUCACACUGCUAGUGUCCAUUAUGUCCAUCCUUGGAUGCUUUGUGAUUUUGAUUGUCCAUUGGUUGUGUCCGGAUCUCAGGACGUCCGGGAGGAACAUGCUGGUCCAUCUGACGAUAGCUGACCUACUUACUGCCAUUGGAAAUGUCUUCGGCGUCACCUGGUAUUUGACUAUAGAGUCCUUAGACUACACCAUGGUCUACUGUUACUUUCACAGUGCACUGACCAUUAUGUCCAGCAUUGCUUCUUUCUUAUGGACGGUGGUCAUUGCUUGGUUCGUAUUCUGGAUUUUGAUCAGCAUGCAACUCUCCUUUUCCAAAAGACAAAAAGGGUAUACUAUUCUACUUCCUAUUGUCUGCUGGGGAGUGCCAGCCGUCAUAGCUUUGAGUGCAGUGGGUCUCAAUGUUCUGGGCUAUGACCACAAUCUUUCCCAAGCCAGUUGGUGCUGGAUAAAUCCAGAGAAUGAGCACGCUCUGAUGUGGAUGUUUAUCUCGGGCAAAGCCUGGGAGCUUGGCACCUGUAUCUCCACCUUUUGUUUGUAUGGUGCCGUCAAGAUUUUAUUGUUUCAACAGGCCAAGAAACGUUCAACUUUGACCUCCAGGACCGACAGACGUACGGAGAAAGCAAACAUUAAACUGACUUUUGUUCCUAUUGUGUUCCUCGUCAUCAGAAUUUGGGGAACAAUACGCUUUCUCAUUGGCUGUUACGCACACGAGUUUGCCAGCUCCUCUGCUGCUGAUUGGAUAACUAUAUUGCAGGGUGCAGGAGACAGUGCUCAAGGCUUCGCCAAUUUCGUCAUGUACAUUUUUACCACCAAGAAAAUUCGACAUCGUAUCUUUUACUUCUGCUCCGGCACUAACAGAGAUUUAGUAGCAACUGGUAAAAGUCAGUAUAAAAGAAGUUGCAAAGCAGAAGGAGGUCAACAUGGAGUUCAUUGCAUAGCCAAAUCAUUUGACGAGUGAAACCCAGGAAACGUUUGAAACAUAGUUUUUGUUUCACAAAGAGUUAUAACUUUGGUGCUCUUGAAAUAGUCGUCUGCUAAAACGAGACCAAUGGACGUCUGCUAAAACAAGAAAGCUAGUGUAACCUUCUUUGUAAAUGCACUGUCAUGUGUUUGUUUUUUUAAAUAUACUCUUUAAAUUUAUGCAUCAUGUAAAAUGUGGACUUGUCUAAACAUGUCAAGUCUGGACAAGAAAUAGUUCAAGGCAAAAGACGUCUGCAAUGUUGAGAUAGCACGCCUUGAAGCAUUUGGUCAAAUGAGAAGCCAAAAAACUUUUGUAAUAGUAAUCAGCAGUCUUAAACGUCACUCUAGAGUUCAGAUGUCAGGACGAGUGAGGCCCGAGGUUUCCAGCUCCCGUGGCCUCAUCGUAGCGCCUAAGUGGAAUCCUCUAGAAGUGGAAACUUGACAGGCCAAUAACUUGUAGCGAACAAGGCCUUCGUCGGAUUACCAUGUCGAAGCUUUUUUUUUUUUUUAAAUCUAACUUGGAUGGAACAUAUGCCACUAAGUCCGCCUCGCCGUUCGGAUAGGGAACGUCAUUAUCACUUGGCAGCUAGAUUGGCGGUCCUUCCACGGCGUUGUGACGGAUACAAUGUAGGAACAUGAAGUGGUUAGCAUGGUCCCUGACUGCUUAUGGCCCGAAACGGGGACCGUGCGAUGCGUACAUGCCACGCCACAGCAGCUUUAUAAAAUGUUCGUUGCUCGUGGAACUUUCUGACAGGACUGAAGAGCGUCCGGUCUACGUCUGUGAUCUACGUCUGUUUGCUGUAUAAAAUCCUUUCCAAAGGUCAUUGAACUAUGACUGACGAGAGAUUUAGGUCACUUUGAUGACAUCUGUGGUCUUAAUGUUGAAACUUAGCCCUUGAGGUUUAAAAUGGAGUGAUCCUGAUGAGAACUGGUUCUGUGUUUAUUGAAGUAAAAAGACACAUGGUCUAACACCUGCAGCUAAGUGUUCACGUAUCUCAGAGCUUUUGUAGUGCUCAAAUGUUGGUGUUUUUUUUAAACAUUCUGCUAUAUACAAAACAUAGAUAAGGACAAAUUCUGGCCUAAUUAUGUCCCUUGUAAAUAAAAGCGAGUCGCACUAUUCUUUCAGUUUUGUAACAUUCCCCACACAUACAUCUCACAACGCUCUCUGCUCCCAGUGUCGUCCAGUAAGCUCUCUCUAACCCUUUCCUCUAAUGCUAUAGAAGUUAGAUUCCUAUAGCUCGCAUUCCUAUAAGAGAAAAUAAUAUCUACAGCCAAAUGAAGAGUUCAGAUCAAACCUGAUACAGAAAACCGGAAACCAGGCAGUUGGAAAGAACAUAUUAGCAUUAUUUUCUCUGUCAUAUAUUUUACCGAAAAUGUAUGCAUUGAACAUUUUUUUGUUUUGUUACAGAAGUAAGUGUAGGUUAAAAAAAUAAUGAAAAUGUAACAGAAUAUCAAAUGUAAAAUUAAACAAAAGUGAAACAAAUUAGGAUUACAAUUAAAUGACUUCAAAUGUGUUGAAAUUAACUUUUCACAUGUAAAUAAUGAGCGAGUCUGGUGUGAAUGUACAUUUUGUUUUUUUUAUAGUUAUAAUAUUUUGUUUGGUGUAAUGCACAAAUUGUAAAACAAAUUUCCUUACGGACAAUAAAGAUUUUUAUUAUUAUUGGACUCAACGAUAUUUUUACUAUGGCUGCCUGUAGCAAACAGCACACAAUAUAUAGGUAUGUGAGCAGGGAGCCCCUACAUCAAUUCUCCGAAUUUACUUUCGUAACUUCAAUUUGGGAAUUUAAAGGCACCAGGCAAUUCUUCAAUAAAUCUUGAGCUGAACAAUAAAUAACAUA